Molecule: messenger RNA, 1269 nt
Organism: Rotaria sp. Silwood1
Lineage: Eukaryota; Metazoa; Rotifera; Eurotatoria; Philodinida; Philodinidae
Source: the annotation of a GenBank genome assembly
AUGUCAUCUGCAUUGUCAUCAAUUGUUUUAUUAUUUCUAAUAUCUGUUCUAAUUGUUGAGAAUAGUGCUGUUAAUUCAUGCAAAGCUCAAGUUUAUCUAAGUGAUACGUGUAGUACUACAGUAUCCGUUCCCAAUGGUUGUACUUCAGGUAUUUUUAAUUUAACUAAUACUAAUUAUGCAAAAUGCAAUACGAUGAAUACUUUUUGGUCUUAUCCACAAUAUAAUUUAACAUUAAUUAUUGAGACACCAUUUACACAACAACAUCAACGAUAUGCCAUCUAUCUCAAUAACGAACAAUUAAUGUCAGCUAUCUCACAUGUCUAUCGAAUAAUUAAUAAUCAAGAAAGAUGUGUAACCCCUAGUGAAAAUACUCAUCAAGCGAGUACGACUUUCCAGCGUGAGUACUCAUAUUACUCACGCGAGUACUCGAGGAAUUUUAUGUGUAUUUUUACUCUCCGUGUACUCUAAUGAGUACUCGUACGAGUGUAUUUUUAAAAAUUUACUCAUAGGCAGAUAGAUGAGUACUCAAAGUCGUACUCAUGCUAGUUGUUUCGCAGAAUAUUUAGCAAAACACUUAUGCAUUAGCAUAUACAAAAAUAAAUUGGAGCUAUAUAGUAAAAAAACUAAUGUAAUAAAAUGAAAAAUAGAGAAAAUCAAUUGAAUAAAUUAUUUAUUUUAUACUCUAUUUUUUUUGGAUGAAUCAUUUGUGCGAAUAAAACAAAUGGUGACUUUAAGAUAGAAAAGAAUAAUGAUUUUUCAUUUUCAUUUGUUCAAUUCUUCAGAAAGAUUAAGUUUUUUCUAAAUAUAUUAAUGUAGAUUCGUUUUUAUUUUAUUUCCUAAGCUUAGGCCAAAAUUCUUUCAUUAAAAUGCAAUUUUUUUAGAUUGAUUGUAGAAUAUCAUGGAACACAAGGCAGUUCGCAAAUUGUGUUACAAAUCGAUCGCGAUUUUAAAAUAAGAUGUGUUAAUAAACUAUAGACAAAUAAUUUUAUUUUGUAUUUAUUUUUUUGUAAAUUUCCUGAUGAUUGUAAAUAGCGAUGGAUUUAAAAAUGUCUGUUUAGUCUUCUAGUGUAAUAAGCAAUACUGUACGUUCAUUUAUUGUCACGUUUCUCAUUGUCGUUGAUUAAUUUAUUAUUUUUCUGCUUCAGUGUAUUUUACUGUCCUUAAUUUAUGUCUUAUUGUACUCUCAUUCUCUAGGAUAUAGAGAAAGAAACUUUUAUUGUUAGAGAAGAUAAUUAAAUAUUUCUUUUUUCUUUAUUUUAUAUAAUGAAA